Seminavis robusta is the source of this 1481-nucleotide messenger RNA. The record is from the annotation of a GenBank genome assembly. NCBI's taxonomy places the organism in Eukaryota, Bacillariophyta, Bacillariophyceae, Naviculales, Naviculaceae.
AGUAGAAAACGGAACAGACCUUAGUUGUUAGAAUAGACUAGCUAUGAAAGAAGCCAAAUGAAUGCAUCGCAUUAUUAUUGCGUUUCAUGUCACGGUUUCAUGUGCAUGGAUCACCGAAAGGAUCCAACACUGUCCACUUCCUCCCAAAUGCUGUUGUUGUACAGUAGGUCAGCUUGAUCCAUCCACCUUCUCACUUAUUGCUUGGCAAGUUUUUAGUUAUAAUAUUCAUCAGUCAGUCAGUCAGUCAGUCAAUCACCAUGGGAAAAAGUGUCCGUAACGAUGCUUCCAAGAAGCGCAAAGUCGAGGAAAUCACAACAACGGCAAACUCGGCAGACGACGUUACUACCGAAGAAAAUCUGAAACCUCCUGCCGCCGAUACGGCGAAUAAGAAAGACGGUGACAGUGGCAAUCCCUAUGACAAACUGCGCUGGAUCACCGUCACAAAUGAUGGUGAGCCAGCCAACAUGAUCAAAUUGGUGGGGCUCAAGAGUCUUUUUUCCAGGCAAUUGCCAAAAAUGCCUCGAGCCUACAUUGCGCGGUUGGUCUUUGACACUCGACACGAAAGCCUGGCGAUUCUGAGCGAUGAUCCGACCGUCAAAGAUUCGGACGACGAAAUCAUUGGAGCCAUUUGCUUUCGAGCCUUUCCAGAAAUGAGGUUUGCAGAGAUUGCAUUUUGUGCUGUCUCGGCUUCGCAUCAAGUCAAGGGGUACGGAACAAAGCUCAUGAACUUGGUCAAGCAGGAAGGAGCCAGAAGAGGAAUCGAAUACUUUAUUACCUAUGCAGACAAUUACGCCAUUGGAUACUUUAAAAAGCAAGGUUUCACCAAGAAUAUUGCCAUGCCCAAAGGACGUUACCUGGGUCUCAUUAAAGACUACGACGGAGGAACCAUGAUGGAAUGCUACGUACACCCGUCCAUUGAUUUCACACGCAUUCCGGAAAUGAUCCAGGCCCAACGACAAUUCAUUUUGGGUCGCGUCGCAUACAAAGCCAAUUCGAGCAAGGUCUAUCCACCACUGCCCAAAGACUUUCGUCCCAAUGUGGAGGGCGUUUCCAGAGUCAAUGAAAGUGCGGCCCGUGCCAUGGCCAUUCCAGGGAUGCGGGAGGCUGGAUGGACCAUGAACGAUCUCAUCAAUGCGGGGGGACAAGGCAAGGAAGCCGACCGACAAAAGAAUGCACUGAAAAACGAAAUGCUGAGUAUUGUGCGAAAACUCGAAGAACAACAAUUUGCAUGGCCCUUUCGUGAGCCCGUGGAUACGAGUGAAGUACUGGACUACCUGGACGUUGUCACCGAACCGAUUGAUCUCUCCACCAUUGAGAAACGCAUCCGAAAGGGCGACUAUUACAAAUCCAAAAAAAUGUUACAUUCGGACUUGACGCUCAUGGUCAACAAUUGCAAGCUCUACAACGAUGAUGCCAGUACAUACGUCCAGUGUGCUGUCAGCCUAGAAAAGUACCUGGAACACUUAUUUAACGACGCUUGA